Messenger RNA from Mesitornis unicolor (brown roatelo), 836 nucleotides. RefSeq names its product Parkinson disease 7 domain containing 1 (gene GATD1). The coding region runs from base 1 to 711 and encodes 236 amino acids. Lineage: Eukaryota; Metazoa; Chordata; Aves; Mesitornithiformes; Mesitornithidae. The transcript is spliced from 8 exons. The record is from RefSeq and is a predicted model, not a curated record.
AUGCCGUGCUACGCCCGGCCCUGCUGUGUUCUUGUCGCCGUGAUGAGUGUCCCCGUCUUCAGGCACGGCUGUGUCGUGCAGUUCCGGGCGCGCAGCUCGGCUGUGUGUGCCUGUGUGUCAGCCCAGUCCUUCCUUCACUGCUUUACACUGACUAGCUCUGCUUUUAAUCUGCAAGUUGCUACUCCUGGGGGGAAGUCAAUUGAUUUUGUGGAUGUGAACGAGAGCAACAUGCGCUGGAUACAGGACUUUCGUAUGAAGUCGUACGCGAACCCUGCCAAGUUGGAGUCGAUUGAUGGCACUAGGUACCAUGCGCUGCUGAUUCCAAACUGUCCUGGGGCUAUGACUGACCUUGCAAACAGUGGAUACCUGGCUAAAAUACUUCAGCACUUCAGCACUGAGAACAAGCCUAUCUGUGCAGUUGGACAUGGAGUUGCAGCUUUGUGUUGUGCCAGCAAUGAGGAUAAAUCCUGGUUAUUUCAGGGAUACAGCCUGACAGGGCCCUCUGUGUAUGAACUAGUAAGGCAGCCUAACUUUGCCAGUUUGUCCAUUAUCGUGGAAGAUUUCGUGAAAGAUUCUGGAGCUACGUUUAGUGCCAGCAAUCCAGAUGCUGUACAUGUUGUGCUCGACAGGCACCUGGUGACGGGCCAGAAUGAGAAUUCCACCCUUCCUGCAGUCCAGAAUCUUCUUCUUCUUUGCAAUGUCAGGAAAUGAAGGAGCAGGUCUCUUUGCAAAUAGGAUGGAUGAAGAGCCAGCAGACUAAGGAUUUGCAUGUCUGUUAACUGGAUAAAACAUCCUUCUAGAUUUCUGUCCUGGACUAUGAAGUGACUGUGACAGUG